AUGGGCAAACAGGCUAACAACACCUUGAAGGACUUUGCGACAGAGGUUCCCGAUGGCCACGUCAUGCUGCCCCAUGGACUGGGCAUUGUCAAGAUAGCCAAGGGUGGAGCUACUGGCACAACCAGACCUGUCACGACUCCUGAUGCCAGCACAGCCGAUGCCGAAACGAGGAAACCAACACAAAGUCAGCUCCGCUUGAACCUUUCGAAACCGCAUUCCAGUCUUGAAGAAAAGGAGGGAGAUAAAAAUGGGCACACUGAGCCGACCAAGGACGAGAUCAACGACCUCAAAAAAGAGCAUGGCAGAACAAAGGCCGUUGCCAGGAAGCGAAUUCCAGUCAAAAAUCAGACCCCCUACCAACAGAGAACGAAGGUGCCAUGGGGCGAAAGCCCUUGGCCAGAGCAGGCCGGCCCAUCAGCUGAGGAUUGUGAGAGUGUCUACGACAUUCUGAAGGAGCAACACGCCGGUGGCAAGUUGAAUUUUGAACGACCUGCCAAGAUCCCGCCACCUUCUCUUGAAGUUGCUGGUUGUGGCGAGACGCAACUCCUCAUCGACGGUCUCUGUCGGACUGUGCUGAGCGGUUCUACCACCAUGAAGCAUGCCGAUAAAGCUAUUCAAAACAUCGUCGAGUCGUACGGAACUGUGACCAAGUCAGUCGUGAUUGACGGCGAAGAAGUCACUCCUGUCAAGAAUUGCAUCGACUGGAACAAGGUUCGUUUGAGAGGGGCCGCCGAACUCAAGUCCGUUAUCCGCUCUGGUGGCCUUCAGGAAAUUGGGAGCAAGGCCGUCCUAGAUAUCCUCGAGACCGCCUACAGUGUCAAUUCCAUACGCGCCGCUGCAUUCAAGCGGGAGAAGGCAGAUGGAGUGCCUGCUGACGUGCCUGGUGCAGACAAGUUGACGCAGAGCCAGAAGGAUAUGGAAAUAUGGAUGUUCGAAAACGACGUCAUCUCUCUUGAGCACCUUCGAGUCUUGUCUACAGAGGCCGCCAUGAAUGAGCUGGUCCUUCUCAGAGGUGUCGGCGUAAAGACGGCCGCCUGUGUGAUCCUAUUCUGUCUCCAGGAGCCUUGCUUUGCUGUGGACACUCACUGUUUCCGGAUGGCACAAUGGCUUGGCUGGCUGCCAAGAGACCUUCGGGAGGACGUUGGAAGAGAGAAGGCCUUUGCACACCUGGACCAGUGGAUCCCUGACCAUCUCAAGUACGGACUCCACCAGCUGUUUAUCGAGCACGGCCAGAAGUGUCAGCGUUGCAAGGCCAGCACGAGAGAGGGCAACAAGGACUGGGAGGAUUGCGUCUGCCCUCUAGAGAACCUGCUGGAUCGCAAUAAACCCAGACCCAACCCAGCCAAAGCCAGUCGGAAGCGGAAGGCAAAGGAGGUGAAGGAGGAAGCUGAUAUUGGUGACGAGGCCGGCUCUCAGAAUCUUGGCGCCACUGAAACAGCGGAGGCGAUUCUGAACCCUAAGCUGGGUGGGGAGGUUCAGGUCGCAAGCGAAGUUCUCGCUGGUGAGGAGGAACAGAAGCCUACUCGCAUCACACGCCAGCGAAAGAAGAAGGUGCAGUACAGCGAGGAGUAUCUCGAGUCGACUACCCGAAAGCGUCAGCGAGGACCCAGGUCUGGGGACAGUGACGAAGAGUACCGUCCUACUCGGGGCGGUCGGAAGGCAAAGAAUGGCACAGUGUGA
Molecule: messenger RNA, 1680 nt
Organism: Cryphonectria parasitica EP155
Lineage: Eukaryota; Fungi; Ascomycota; Sordariomycetes; Diaporthales; Cryphonectriaceae
Product: DNA glycosylase
Exons: 1
Coding region: 1-1680 (559 amino acids)
Biological process (GO): base-excision repair
Molecular function (GO): catalytic activity
Source: RefSeq, a predicted model, not a curated record